AUGCCCGACAUUUCUCUAUUUAUCACCAGCGACGCCACUUCUGGCGAGCGACGGCUUGACCCCAAUCUCACCCUCGUUGAGAUUACCCAGAAACUCGAAUCCGUCACCGGAAUCUCUCCUACAUCUCAAAAGCUCACUCUCUAUGGGGGACCUCAGCCCACAGUCAUCUACAACCCGGACGCCUCAGACGCCUCUAUUUCGGGGUCCAAGACGCUUGAGUCGUUCAACCCUCAGCAUCUAGCCCGAUUGCACGUGACCGACACGUCUGGAAAGAUCUCCGUGGCCGAGCUGGUCGGCGGAGGGCAGGAGGAUGUGGACAGCCGGUAUCAGAUGCCCCAGACGGAAUAUGAGAGCAAGUCCGACACUGUGCUGGACUGGAAGCGAAAGAACCAGCUUGGCAGAUUCGAUCCUAAUGCCAAAGACCGUCUCGACAAAGCUGUGGUCGAAGCUGAAGAGGCCAUUGAGGCCAAGGGUAUUAAGCUCGGACUCCGAUGUGAGAUCAACGGCAGUAAACGCGGAGUGGUGCGAUAUAUUGGCGAGAUUCCCGAAAUAACCGACUCUGGGGCGCCAUGGAUUGGCGUGGAACUGGACGAGCCUCUGGGAAAGAACGAUGGAAGUGUCAAGGGCAAGAGAUACUUCCAGUGCAAGGCCAAGUUUGGAAGCUUCGUCAAGCCCCAGGCCGUCGAAGUCGGAGACUUCCCUGAGGAGUUUGAUGAUGAAAUCUAG
Molecule: messenger RNA, 726 nt
Organism: Yarrowia lipolytica CLIB122
Lineage: Eukaryota; Fungi; Ascomycota; Dipodascomycetes; Dipodascales
Biological process (GO): cytoplasmic microtubule organization
Cellular component (GO): cytoplasm; nucleus; microtubule plus-end
Molecular function (GO): microtubule plus-end binding
Source: RefSeq, a predicted model, not a curated record